AUGCCUUACUUCUCACAGUGUUGCCAUAUUCACUGCACCUGUGUGCCAGCAGUAAACGCGAAGAAGGCGGAGGAUCCAUUAGAGAGAGUUUGGAAUCGGACUCUGAGGAGCAUAGUUCCCGAGACUCAAGUACCCGCUCAGUUACCUGGUGCCAAACCCCAGAACGCCCCACCUCCUCCUCCUCCUCCACCGCCGCCUCCUCCACCUCCACCCCCACCCCCGCCGCCGCCGCCGCCACCGCCACCUCCCCCGCCGGGUGGUGGUGGACCGCCAGGUGGUGGACCACCGGGUGCUCCUGGAGGUGGAGAUUACUUUGAUCUUCCGCGAUAA
This is a messenger RNA of Cylicocyclus nassatus, 330 nucleotides long. Lineage: Eukaryota; Metazoa; Nematoda; Chromadorea; Rhabditida; Strongylidae. The record is from the annotation of a GenBank genome assembly.